This is a messenger RNA of Styela clava, 1647 nucleotides long. The record is from RefSeq and is a predicted model, not a curated record. Lineage: Eukaryota; Metazoa; Chordata; Ascidiacea; Stolidobranchia; Styelidae.
UUACAAUUAUCAUGCAAUCUAGAAUUAAGUAUUCUAUCCGACUUUCCUAAUUAAUGAGAGGAACUAUACUAACCAGGUGAAGGAGGAUGUCAAGGACAACCGUAACCAGAGCUGCCAUGAGGCGUGACGUAGUCAUAUCUGAAUAUGUUACUUAUAGUGUGCUGUAUACGUCAACCAUAAUUUGUAACAAGUACGUCCUGACUUCACUUGGAUUUCAAUUCCCGACGAUAUUUCAAGCAUGGCAGACUUUUAUUGGAUUAUUUCUGAUGCAUGCAGUGGGAGGAUUCAAAGUAAAACAAAUGGUACUAAGAGACAUCGGCCCAUGGGUUCCAGCGAUGAUGUUGUAUGUUGGAACUAUUGUAUCAGGGUCCAUAGCCCUCAGUAAAUUGCCUAUCCCUAUGUUUAUACUAGGGCAAGGCUGUGGGGACGUUAUUCUAUUAUUAUUUAACGAGCAUAUGCCAAGUACAAUAGCCAUGUUCAGUUUUCCUGUUAAACUUGCCGCUGCAAUCAUCGCAUCUUGGUCUGCGAUACAACAAUCAUGGUAUACAGCCCUCUUGUGGCUCAUUGCACAUGCAAUAUUUUCUGGAGCGUAUCGUUCUGUAUCUUUAUGGUAUUCAACGCCACAUUGGCCAUAUUCUAAUCUGACUAUCCAACAAAGGCAAUAUUUGAAUUAUUUCUUCAGUACUUGUGUUCUGCUGCCCUUAAUAUUUGCAUUUGGACAUCAUGAAAAAGCAAAAUCUUUUCCGCAUUUAAAUGCGAGUAGAUUUUACAUAGGAAGUAUAUGUAGCGGUAUCUUUGGAUGGGCAGUUAAUAAAUUAUGGAUGCGAUUAUUUUUCCAUGCAGCCUCGGAUGCAAAAACUCAUGCCACCCAACUUUUCUCUAAAGUUUUAAUUUUACUCAUAUCGAUGAAUAUAUAUCCUUAUACUUUUUCGUGGAGUAUAUGGAUUGGGAUUUUGUUGAAUUUAAUUGCUGACGUCCUACAGAUUCUUGAUUCUAAUUUUGAUCAAGAUCUUCCGACUGGCGAGGAGAUGCACGACGUUUUAGUUUCGUUUUAACAAAGUUUUUAAAUCUUUAAUUUAUGGUGCGAAUCAUUAUAUAUAUUUUGUCUUCUUCAAAUCUUUUUCUGUCCAAAUUUGCAAUUUACAGUUCCACAAAGUUUAAUUUCUUUAAAUUUACACCUAUAUUGUUGUCGUCACAUUUGAGGCUAUGGAGUUAGGAAAAGUAAUAGGAUAGGAUUUACAUAUUUAUCCUGGGGGAGAGGAAAGCCGAUAAGACGGCUUAUCCAUAUGGCGAACCACGGCCUCUCGUUAACCAAUGGGUUUAGCACCCGCAUAUAGAUUGAACCCGCGAAUAGACACAUGGGUUCAAAUGUACGUGGGUUCAAAUGUACGGUCACCGAAACCUUCACCUCGAAUCCAGCCCAAAAAGCAAUAAAUAUAUUCUAAACUUUGGACUACCCUGAGAUUUACAAAUCGGUUCAUUCACAUUAAGGAUUUCUUAUUCUCUUAGCUUCCCCAUUUGAAAGUGGGUAUCAAUGAUCCCUUUCGUAAGAGUAGAAAUUCUGUACCACAUUAUCUCACAUGGUACUAAGAGGUUAUGCUGCAGUCAUUUUGUACAAAAAAUUAUUGAGUGGAAAACAAAUUAUAU